UAAAGAUAGAUGAUGGACUUCUGGGACCAAGGCUAUUUCAGAGUUGCCAAGAUAAGCACAUGUUUGUUUGGACAAUGGCCCUAUCAAUCAUCUAAAGAGAUAAUUUUUUCACGUUUAAUAAUACUUUCUCUAGUCAUUAUUCAUCUGAUACCGAGGAUCAGGGCUCUAGUGCUGUACGGUGAUGACCCUGACGUUGUUCUCAGUGCUAGCUGUCCUCUAAUCAUUGAUGUAGUAUUUGUCAUCAAAACUCUCAACAAUUCCUAUAAUUUCAGAAGGAUGAAAAAUCUAUUGAACAGAAUUUACGAGAAUUGGAGAUUAUUUUCAACGAAUGAAUUGCAAAUACUCCAUCAGUACUCCACAGCCGGACAGAAAUUAACAACGGUAUAUCUAGUAGUGGUACUGGGCAGUGCUGGUUUAUUCAUAACUCAACCAUUGCAACUCCAACUUGUGCACAUAAUCAUAAAAACAAACGAAACAAUGAGACUAUUUCCGGUGCCUGUGGACUAUGGUUCAAUAAAUGUGGACAAAUAUUAUUGGAGUCUCACACUACUAACUGAAUUUACAACAGUACUCAUUGCGCUUGGAAUUGUCAGUUGUGAUGCGUUAUUACUCAUGUACUCGUAUCACACCUUUGGAUUAUUCGCAAUACUGGGAUACACUAUUGAACAGCUACUGACCGAUGAUGGUAAUGGAUUGAGUGAUGAGAUGCAUGUCAAGAAGUGCAUUAAACUGCAUUGCCGGAUCAUAGAAUUUGCCAAAGAACUUGAGGACCUCUACCGAUGGACAUUUUUCGCUGUUGUAGGCUUUAAUAUGAUUUUAAUCAGUAUAAUGGCGGUAGAGGUCGUAGUCAAUGUGGGAUCUGUUGCAAAAAUGAUCCAGUAUGGUUCACUAACUGUUUCACCAUUUGGACAUCUUUAUCUGGAAUGCCUGAUCGGACAGCGUCUGAUAGAUGAUAGUCUUGGCAUACAAUCGUAUAUAUCAAAUGCACAGUGGUACGCCACCUCAAUAAAAGCCCAAAAGAUGAUAGGCAUGUUCCUAAUGAGGAGUCAAUUCCCGUGUCAGCUGACGGCUGGGAAAUUGCUGGUCAUGAAUUUCGAGACCUUUAACGCGAUUGUACGAACUUCAGCUUCAUACUUCACAGUUCUCCUAGCUACGCAAUAGAGAUAAGUCUAGGAGCUUGUGUUUUACCCCAGGCUAUUUUUCGGUCAACUAUAUAUUUUGUUAAGGCAUAAAUUGCAUGGAAAACGGAAUUCUACAGGCCACCCUACACUUUUCCGAACCUUUAAGGCAGGAAAUGGAGGAAAUGAUUCUCAAUGCACAAAUUAACAAAUUCAGAAUCACCCGGGCUGGAACACAAGUGGGGUAUGAUCUCUCAUGUCAUAAUGAGUCUAGAAUAUUUUCAUAAUUGUCAUGACGUGUCUCCUUAUAGCUGAUAUCAGAACUGAUUGAUGUACUCUCCAAAGACACAGGGAGAGAACUCAAAGCACAAAUAGUUUAUGUUUAUUUGACUUUCUAUCCUCGAUGGGAUAGGAAUAUUGAAAUGUAAAAAUUAAAAAUACGUCUGUCCGAGUAAACUGUAAUAUGAUACAACGGAAAUGAUGAUCAUUUAUUCACACCUUUGGUCCCACUUCAAGGCGAAUGCAUGGUGAAAAUAGCGAACACGUUUUGUACGAAAAAUUCAAUGCAUCACUAUUAGAAUGGCCAUCAUUUUUUUAAGAAAUUCUCUGAAAAUGUUGCUAUUCCCUUAUAAAGAAAAACGCAUCUAGUCACAUCAUCGUGACGGGGUGAACUUGAA
Messenger RNA from Diachasmimorpha longicaudata, 1795 nucleotides. Its product is annotated as odorant receptor 63a-like. The transcript is spliced from 9 exons. Gene Ontology annotation, biological process: sensory perception of smell; detection of chemical stimulus involved in sensory perception of smell. The record is from RefSeq and is a predicted model, not a curated record. Bases 10 to 1161 code for a protein of 383 amino acids. Gene Ontology annotation, molecular function: odorant binding; olfactory receptor activity. Gene Ontology annotation, cellular component: plasma membrane. Lineage: Eukaryota; Metazoa; Arthropoda; Insecta; Hymenoptera; Braconidae.